Messenger RNA from Uncinocarpus reesii 1704, 2181 nucleotides. RefSeq lists its product as uncharacterized. The record is from RefSeq and is a predicted model, not a curated record. Gene Ontology annotation, biological process: mRNA splicing, via spliceosome. The transcript has 2 exons. Gene Ontology annotation, cellular component: post-mRNA release spliceosomal complex. Lineage: Eukaryota; Fungi; Ascomycota; Eurotiomycetes; Onygenales; Onygenaceae. Bases 1 to 2181 code for a protein of 726 amino acids.
AUGGCUUUGGAAGACUUUGAGAAAGAACUCGCAGAAAGCCAGCGUGAAAGGGAGAAGGAAAAGGAAAGAGAGAAACGGCGAGAGAGGCACAGGGAACGGAACCGGGAUCGAGACCGUGAUCACAGGCGACACGCCGAUCGAGAGAAGGAAAGGGACAGAGGAAAGGAAAAGGAUAGCGAGUCAAAUAGGGACGAAGCGCGAUCCAGGCAUCACCAUGACCGGCAUCAUCACCAUCGAUCGUCGAGGCACGGCGGCAAUCACUCCGACGAAGAGCGCAAACACCGUCAUAAGCGAUCGAGACACCAUUCCUCGAGCAAUGGAGACGAUCGAGACCGGAGCCACAAGCGAAGGCAUAGACACGAGUCUCGCGACGAGAAGGACGAUGAGAGGUCGAGAGAACAGGCGGAACCAAGUGUGAUUGAGCAAGAAGAACCGUCCAGACUAAAACGAGAUGCGUGGAUGGAAGCGCCCUCUGCUCUGGACAUCGACUUUGUCAAUCGACGAAAGCAAAAGUCACCAUCGCCCAAGGCGAAGAUGCUGCAGGCGGACUUUGAAUACAAGCUACAUGAGAAGGAACUGAAUCGACAUUUACAUGACGUCCAGGAGACCGAUCCUGAGCGUGCCGCAGUCAAAGAGCCGGCGGAACACGAGGUCGAUUACGAAUUUGGGGAUGCUGGGUCACAGUGGCGGAUGACAAAACUUAGGGCAGUCUACAGGCAAGCGGAAGAGGAGGGCCGGAAGGUUGAAGAAGUUGCCAUUGACCGAUAUGGCGACCUUCGCUCGUUCGACGACGCUCGAGAGGAGGAAAUCGAACUUGAUCGCCGAGAGCGAAUUGGCAGUGAUUAUGUUGGAAAGAUCAAACCCAGCGGGGAGCUGUACCAGGAGCGGAAGCUCGAAAUGGGCGUGAGGAGGGAGAAAGGCGCUGCUACUCGUGAAGAGGAUAUCCAAACCGCUCCGAAUACAGAGAGAAUGGAAACAGAUCCGCCAGCUCAGCUAACUAAGCCACUGGAUACGACAGCUUUGAACCGGCUGAAAGCCCAGAUGAUGAAAGCUAAAUUACGAGGUUCUUCUGAUGCCGGGGAUUUGGAGGCACAAUACAAUGCAGCGGUAGCAGCAGCAGCAGACCGAAAAGAGCCAGACGUCGUAGUCCUCGGGGUGAUGGAUAAUCGAAUGUUGGCCGGCCAGAGGGCCGAAGCGAAGCCUAUAGAAAAUAAGAGGGGGCGAGAGAGGGGUCUUGUGCAGGAUAACGAGGAUAUGAGCAUCGAAGACAUGGUUCGCGAAGAGCGGAGAACGAGAGGGCAAGCUGGUGGUGAAGGGAUGCGAUUUGCUGAGCGGAUCGCCAAAGACGCAAAAUUCGACAACGACCUCGAAUAUAUGGACGAAAAUGCAGCCAAGCUGGCGAAACGAGUGCAGCGCUCCGAAUUGAACAUCAAGAAUACCGCCAUCAAUGAGUUCCAGAAGAUGAACCGCAUCCUGGAUAACUGCCCAUUAUGCCAUCACGAGGAUUCAGAUACUCCGCCCACUGCGCCGAUGGUGUCACUGGCGACGAGAGUCUACCUCACGCUCCCCACGGAGCCUGAACUGAACGAGGGAGCAGCUUGCAUUGUUCCCAUUCAGCACCGGACGAACUUGUUGGAGUGCGACGACGAUGAAUGGGAGGAAAUCCGCAAUUUCAUGAAAUGUUUAACGAGGAUGUACCACGAUCAAGGACGCGAUGUUAUCUUCUACGAAAAUGCUGCUCGGCCACAGCAAAAGCGUCAUGCCGCGAUGGAGGCGGUUCCGCUUCCCUACAGCCUCGGAGAGACCGCACCGGCGUUUUUCAAAGAAGCCAUUCUCGCAGCCGACGAGGAAUGGACCCAGCACAAGAAGGUGAUCGACACGCUCGCCAAAUCCCGUCAGGGCCUGGGGAAACUGGCUUUUCGACGAACAUUAGCAAAGGAGAUGCCGUACUUCCACGUUUGGUUUGAACUGGACGGCGGGCUGGCUCACAUCGUCGAGGACAGUAAUCGCUGGCCACGUGGAGAUUUGUUUGCGCGUGAGAUCAUUGGCGGAAUGCUAGAUCUCGAGCCGGAUGUGAUUAAACGGCAAGGCAGAUGGCAAAAGGGUGGUGAUCGGAGAGUGGACGGGUUUAAGAAGCGAUGGCGGAAGUUCGACUGGACGAGGGUCCUCGCAGAGGGAUAG